UCCUCCACUUUCGCUUCUGCUCCCAUUGGUGCUUCGGAAAGUGUGUUGUGAUUGGUCAGAGGUUGAAGUGGGUGUGACUGGAGGAGGAAGCAUGGCUGAGCUGUGGAGGCCUCCCCGGGACUGUGAUGACUACUUGGAUGAAUGGAAAUACUGUAAGAGCCUAAGGAAUCGUUUUCAUUACUACUACACUUAUGGAGGAAAACCAGAUUGCCAGCAGUGGAAGGCAGACUAUACAGCAUGCAAAGAGUGGGAAAAGAGAAAAAGCCAGGCAGCCAAGGAAGCUCUACUGCAGAGUGAGAAGGCUCGGCAAAAUGAAAAACAGAACAACAAUCCAGUGUGGACAAUGAGGAAGCAUCCUCCUGCAGACUGGCACCUGCCACUGGAUAGAUAAUCCUAAACAAGAACACCUGAAAUAAGCUGAAUAUGAAGAGUGACUCCAUUUAAUUUCUGUGGAAGUGUAAUAGCUCUGAGGCAUUUCUUUUUAUGUAUUUUGCUUCCUUUAUUUAGAAGCAUGGAUCUGAGUUUAUGAAAAACGAAAGAAAUAAAAAAGGUUAUUUUGAUU
This is a messenger RNA of Rana temporaria (common frog), 562 nucleotides long. RefSeq names its product chromosome 1 C22orf39 homolog (gene C1H22orf39). The transcript has 3 exons. Bases 92 to 391 code for a protein of 99 amino acids. Lineage: Eukaryota; Metazoa; Chordata; Amphibia; Anura; Ranidae. The record is from RefSeq and is a predicted model, not a curated record.